Messenger RNA from Jaculus jaculus (lesser Egyptian jerboa), 1859 nucleotides. RefSeq names its product trafficking regulator and scaffold protein tamalin (gene Tamalin). The record is from RefSeq and is a predicted model, not a curated record. The coding region runs from base 1 to 1200 and encodes 399 amino acids. Lineage: Eukaryota; Metazoa; Chordata; Mammalia; Rodentia; Dipodidae. The transcript is spliced from 8 exons. Gene Ontology annotation, cellular component: plasma membrane. Gene Ontology annotation, biological process: signal transduction. Gene Ontology annotation, molecular function: protein binding.
AUGACCCUCCGCAGGCUCAGGAAGCUGCAGCAGAAGGAGGAGGCGGCGGCCACCCCGGGCCCCGCCGGCCGGGCUCCGGACUCGGAAGCCGCUCGCGCCGCGCCGGACUCGACCCGGGCCUCCUCGGGCCCCCGGGCGGCAGAAGCUCCCCCUGGAGCCCCCGGGGACGAGCUGUACGCGGCGCUGGAGGACUACCACCCUGCCGAGCUGUACCGCGCGCUCGCCGUGUCUGGGGGCACCCUGCCCCGCCGAAAGGGCUCGGGAUUUCGCUGGAAGAAUCUCAGCCAGAGUCCUGAACAGCAGCGGAAGGUGCUGACAUUGGAGAAGGAGGAUAACCAGACUUUCGGUUUUGAGAUCCAGACAUAUGGCCUUCACCACAGAGAGGAGCAGCGAGUGGAGAUGGUGACCUUUGUCUGCAGAGUUCAUGAGUCCAGCCCUGCCCAGUUAGCUGGGCUCACACCAGGGGACACCAUUGCCAGUGUCAACGGCCUGAACGUAGAGGGCAUCCGGCACAGAGAGAUUGUGGAUAUCAUUAAGGCAUCAGGCAACGUUCUCAGGCUGGAAACUCUGUAUGGGACGUCCAUUCGGAAGGCAGAACUAGAGGCUCGCCUGCAGUACCUCAAGCAAACCCUGUAUGAGAAGUGGGGAGAAUAUAGAUCGCUAACAGUUCAGGAGCAGCGGCUGGUACAUGGCCUGGUGGUGAAGGACCCGAGCAUCUACGACACGCUGGAGUCCGUGCGCUCCUGCCUGUACGGCGCGGGCCUGCUCCCCGGCUCGCUUCCCUUCGGGCCUCUGCUCGCUGCCCCCGGGGGUCCCCGCGGGGGAGCGCGGAGGGCCCGCGGCGACGACGCCGCCGACGACGCGGUCUACCACACGUGCUUCUUCGGGGGCGCCGAGCCGAAGGCGCUGCCCCAGCCGCCGCCCGCGCGCGCCCCCGGCCCGGGCCCCGCCGAGGUCCCCGGCCCCGCCCCGGUGCCGCGCGCCGCGCUCAGCCGCAGCGCCAGCGUGCGGUGCGCGGGACCCGGCGGGGGCGGCGGCGGCGGCGGGGGCGUCCCGGGCGCGCUCUGGACUGAGGCCCGCGAGCAGGCCCUGUGCGGCCCCGGCCUGCGCAAGACCAAGUACCGCAGCUUCCGCCGGCGGCUGCUCAAGUUCAUCCCUGGACUCAACCGCUCCCUGGAGGAGGAGGAGAGCCAGCUGUAGGGGUGCAGGCGGGCGGGCGGGAGGUAUUUAUUUAUUUAUUCGUUCUUAACAGCCAGUGCAAAGAGUAGUGUGGGGGGGGUGGUAGUGUCGGGCCCAAGGGACCCCAGGAGCCCAGAGCUGCUGGAGAGGGUCCUGGCCAGCUCAUGGGUUUGCAAGGGGGGGCCAGGCCCAGGCCCCUCCUUUCUCUUCUAAAUGUCAGCAGAAGCCCCGCCAAGGGACCAGGCAUUGGGAAUUGAGAGAUCGAGGGGCCAAAGGGAUGUAUGUGCCAGUCUGGGUCAGUCGUGCCUUGUGGGGUCCAGGAAAGCCCCUUCCCAUGGGGUGAGAGUCCUGUCCCGGAAAUCCCUCCCCUCAGUUUUGACUCGUUCCCCUGCCCCCAGCCUUGGGGAUAAGAGGCCCGUGGUGGGUCUUCUACACACCCACACAUCAAGGACCAGUGAGCCCCAGGGGGACAAGGUGCUGGUCCCUGCCUCCAACCUCGAUCCCUGAGGGCGUGGCCCUUCCCUUCCCAGGAGCCUAUAACAAGUGGGGUCCUGCUGGGCAGGGGUCCUGGGGAACUGGAGUGGGCUUGUUCAGGUGUGGUAGGAUGGCACAGACUGUCUCACCAUUUUGCAUAUGUUGUUUCUGAACCACAAACUGUAUAAAAUUGACGGGUUUUUUUU